This is a messenger RNA of Scedosporium apiospermum, 2538 nucleotides long. Its product is annotated as putative alpha-glucuronidase A. Gene Ontology annotation, cellular component: extracellular region. Gene Ontology annotation, molecular function: alpha-glucuronidase activity. The coding region runs from base 1 to 2538 and encodes 845 amino acids. NCBI's taxonomy places the organism in Eukaryota, Fungi, Ascomycota, Sordariomycetes, Microascales, Microascaceae. The transcript has 3 exons. Gene Ontology annotation, biological process: xylan catabolic process. The record is from RefSeq and is a predicted model, not a curated record.
AUGAGGAGCGUGUUCCUUGUAGCUGCCUCGCUAGGCCUCACCGCCGCCGAGGACGGCCUCGCCGGCUGGCUUCGAUAUGCCCCGCUCGACGAAUCUAUCGCGAGCGAGUACAGCGCGCCGACAACCAUCAUCCUGCUGAAUGCCACCGAAAACAGCCCCAUCGCCUCGGCCGGAGCCGAGCUGGAGGCCGGGCUCAGCGGUGUUCUUGGUGUAGAAGCCAAGGUUGCCGAGGGAGCCUGCGACACUGCCUCCUCAGUCAUCGUUGGCACCGUGGGUUCUUACCAAGAGGCUUGCGGUGACCUGCCCGAGGGCGCCGCCGAGCUCGGCGAGGAUGGCUUCUGGCUCAGCACCGAAGGCGAGGAUGAUACGGUUCAAAUCAUUGGCCAGAACGAGAGGGGUGCCAUCUACGGCACGUUCGAGUACCUGUCGAUGAUUGCCCAGGGAAACUUCACAAAGCUCUCCUACGCGACGAACCCGGCCGUCAGCGUGCGCUGGAUCAAUCACUGGGAUAACCUCAAUGCCGGCGGGAGCCACGGUAGUGUCGAGCGUGGCUACGCAGGCCCAUCCCUCUUCUUUAGCAACAACGCCGUGGUAUCCGACACGAGCCGUAUCAAGCAAUACGCGCGGCUCCUUUCCUCGAUCCGUAUCAACGCCAUCGUCAUCAACAACGUCAACGCCGACGCCAAUAUCCUCAAUGAUAGGAACCUCGACGCCAUCGCCAAGAUCGCCGACGCCUUUCGCACCUACGGCGUGCGUCUCGGGCUCUCGCUCAACUUUGCCUCGCCGCAGUCGGUCGGCGGUCUCAGCACCUUUGACCCCCUCGACCAGUCCGUCAUAAGCUGGUGGACCCGUAAGACGGAGGACAUCUAUAAGCGCAUUCCGGAUUUCGCGGGAUAUCUCGUCAAGGCUAAUUCCGAGGGCCAGCCCGGUCCGAUUACUUACCGCCGCACACUUGCUGAUGGCGCCAACAUGUUUGCGCGUGCGCUAAAGCCCUUCGGUGGCAUUAUCCUGUUCCGCGCCUUCGUUUACAACCAGCUCGAGUACAGCAACAGAAAAGCUGACCGCGCUAAUGCCGCCGUGGAGUUUUUCAAGGAAUUGGAUGGGAAGUUUGAGGAGAACGUCGUGGUGCAGAUUAAAUACGGGCCUAUUGACUUUCAGGUUCGCGAGCCUGCGAGCCCGCUUUUUGCGAAUCUGCCAACGACAAGCAUGGCUAUCGAGCUGCAGAUUACGCAGGAGUACCUAGGUCAACAGGCUCAUCUCUUCUACCUUGCGCCUCUGUGGAAGGAGAUUCUGGAUUUUGAUAUGAGGUGGGGAGGCGAGGAACUUCGCGUAAGCGACAUCUUGACUGGGAAGCGUCCUGGGGGAAAGACGGUAGCUAGGGGUGGUUUUGCGGGUGUAUCGAAUGUGGGUAUGGAGAAGUCGUGGCUCGGUAGCCAUCUGGCCAUGUCUAACCUGUAUACGUAUGGCCGUCUUGCUUGGAACCCGUGGGAUGAUUCGGUUGACAUGUUGCACGACUGGACUCGCCUCACCUUCGGCCUUGACGAUGAAGUCCGUGAUGUCAUCACGCAAAUGUCCAUGGAGUCGUGGCCCGCAUACGAGAACUACACGGGGAACCUUGGCGUCCAGACAUUGACUGACAUCACGGGCAACCACUACGGACCUAACCCUGCGUCCCAAGACGGCAAUGGAUGGGGGCAAUGGACUCGUGCUGACCGCAACGGAAUCGGGAUGGACCGUACCGUGGCCACUGGAACCGGCAAUGCUGGCCAAUACCCUCCCGAGGUGGCCGCUAGGUACGAGGAUGUCGAAACCACCCCCGAGAACCUCAUCCUCUGGUUCCAUCACCUCCCCUGGACGCACAAGCUAUCGACAGGGAAAACCAUCAUCCAGCACUUCUACGACGCACACUACGCAGGAGCCGAAACAGCGCAGACCUUCCCGCUACUCUGGCAAAAGCUCGAGGGCAAGAUCGAUGAUGAGCGCUACGAGGCGCAACUCUACCGAUUGGAGUAUCAAGCGGGUCACUCAGUCGUCUGGCGAGACUUCAUCUGCCGCUUCUACAACCGGAUGACGGGCAUUGCCGACGAGCUCGACCGCGUUAACAACCACGUCUGGAGGAUAGAGGCCGAGAAGAUGACGCUUAGCGGGUACUCGCGCGCCAAUGCUAAUCCUAGCGAGGCAGCGUCGGGAGGUACGGCGGUGACUGCUGGCGGUGGGGGUGGGACUGCUUCGGCUGAGAUUCCGUUUGACUCUGGUGUUUAUGAUAUUGCGGUUGGAUACUUUGAUGUUAGUAAUGGAAAGGCGAAGUGGACCCUUUCCAUCGGCGACGAGGUUAUUGGCGAGUGGCAGGGAGACGUCGAGAGUCGCAUUUCCAAGGCGACUUCGAAUGGCUUGGAUGGGCAUUCGGCGGCGAGGAAGCUCUUCCGAGGCGUCACUGUUGAGAAGGGGCAGACUGUCAAGGUUACUGGGUCUCCUAAUGGAGGCGAGGGAGCACCUUUGGAUUACGUCUCCUUCCAGCCCGAGGGCAUCCUCGAUUAA